AGAAGGAGGAGAUACAGAGGAGGAAGAAGUGCGGCUGUGUGAACUGAUAGAGGCAUGCACACACACACCUCUGAACCUAACCCUGCUAACAUACUGAUAUCCUAAAUGGAUCCAACCGAACAGAUCAACCAGUUGGAGGCAGAUUUGUCGGAGCUGGGGUCACUCUUGGAGAAGGCGGAGAGGAAAAGAGUGCAGGAGCUGCUAAAGCAGGAGCAGAAGAAGGUGGAGAAGGAGCUAGCGGUCAAACGACAACAGAAGGAGCAACAAGCCAGGAGAGAGGCCGACCCAUCUGCUGCCUCUAAAGCAACGUACACUGUCAAGAUCACCAACUACGCCUGGGACCAGUCAGAGAAAUUUGUGAAAAUUUACCUUACAUUGAAGGAUGUGCACAAAAUUCCAGCAGAAAAUGUGGAGGUCAACUUUACAGAAGGAUCAUUUUCUGUUUUGGUAAAGAAUCUAGAUGGGAAAAACCACCAGAUGACAGUCCUCAACCUGUUAUUCCCGAUUGAUGAAAAGGAAAGCUGUAAAAAGAUAAAAACAGACAUGGUCCUGGUCAUGUGCAAGAAGCAGGCAGCAAAGAAGUGGGAGUGCCUAACAAAGGUGGAGAAGCAGUCUAAAGAGAAAGAUAAACCCAAUGUAGAUGACAAUGCAGACCCCAGUGACGGCCUGAUGACCAUGCUGAAGAAAAUUUACUCAGAGGGAGAUGACGAGAUGAAGAGAACCAUCAACAAAGCCUGGUCGGAGUCCCAAGAGAAGAAAAUACGAGGAGAGGGCAUGAUGGACCUCUGAACUGCUCUCACUGCUUUUCCACAGCAGGACCAAGCUGACAUGACUUGAAUAUUAAAUGUUAGGGGUUGAACCUAAAGUCCAAUAUAUAAAAUCAUAUUUCCACAAACUCUAGAAAUUAGUAUGCAGCCCUGGUGUUCUGAUAGUCAUGGGACAUAAUGCACAAACCUCUCAAUAAAUCCCACAGCAAAUGCCCAUACGAACAUAUGGCCACUGUCCAGCAGAUGGCAACCUUAACACAGCAAGAAAUCACACAGUUUCAUCACUUUAUUUUUGGUAAAGCCAGAUUGAAUGGGUUAAAGUACCACAAUGCAAUUAUUUUUCUUGAGCUAAAUCUCUGUCAGUGCUACAUAGUUUAAAUUUGACCAGGGUCUGUAAAGUCUCAUCUUGAUAUUGUUCCUGUGCAGCUAAACUGAGCUGAUAUUUAAGAUGUUUCCGUGUGUACUUUUGCCAGUCAUGCUCAUGUUCCUUUAAAAGACACAACCAGAGGGCUCUUCUGACUUCUUUUUAAGUCUUUAUAUCAGCCUUUUAUUUGUUGUUAUUCCAUAAAUAGUUCAGAUGACAGCUGCAAAGACAGUUCUACCCAUGCAUCAUUUAAUAAUUUGCAUCACUGCAUGGGUCUGUAUUUUACCCAUUCCUGUUGCAUAGUAUAAUACUCUAGAACACAUUCUUUGUAAUUCCUUAAUUUGACUCUUUUUCUACUAUAAUUUCUAUUUACAGUUGCACUGUUCAUGUUUUGAUUAUUUUACUCUGGCUCAUGUGUUCACCUUAUACGUAUUGUUGCCCACCCUCAGGUUGUUCAUGAAGUGCUCACAAAUAUACAUUUUGAACCGAC
Molecule: messenger RNA, 1621 nt
Organism: Morone saxatilis (striped sea-bass)
Lineage: Eukaryota; Metazoa; Chordata; Actinopteri; Moronidae
Gene: cacybp
Product: calcyclin binding protein
Exons: 6
Coding region: 106-789 (227 amino acids)
Biological process (GO): heart development
Cellular component (GO): nucleus
Molecular function (GO): ubiquitin protein ligase binding; tubulin binding; S100 protein binding
Source: RefSeq, a predicted model, not a curated record